AUGCCCAUGGGCUGCGGGCCCAAGGUGUGCCCCUUCCGCACCUCCAUGGAGGCUGUUGUGAAGCAGAUGCACCACCGGAUGGCAAUCGAGUUCACAUGCGAGGCUGAUGUCGAUUUCGUCCGCAGCAUGCUCCCACAUCAUGAGGGAGCUGUGGCGAUGUGUGCAGCUUUGGAUGAGUCGCACGGCUGGCUCCAGGUCGGGCUUGUCCACUUCUGCUAUCACGUCGCUUUGGAGCAGAGAUGGGAGGUUCAAGGAAUGCAGCAGUGGUUGGAUGCAAGGAACCUCACAGCUGGCAAGGCCUGCACCGAAGGCUUGGGAUGCGGAGACCUCACGUGUGUGUCCUCUCAGGCAUAUUUGGCUGCAAACCGCCGCAUGCAAGAGGCCAUGACUAUCAACUACAGCUGCCAUACCGAGGAGGACUUUGUGCAGGCUAUGCUUCCGCACCACCAGGGGGCGGUCGAGAUGUGCGCUGUUCUUCUGGAAAGUACUUCACAGGACGUGUACUUGCGGGACUUGUGUGCCAACAUCACCAGGCUGCAGACAGCGGAAAUGUCAUGGAUGAAGGAUUGGCUAACGUUCAAGGGGCUCUCUCCGGCGCAGUGCCACGGUAACUCCGAUUCCACGGCUCCUUGCGCGGAUAUGAUGCCCAUCACUGACAUUUGCCAUGACUUGGGCGGAGAUCGGCUUUGCGACUGCUCUGAGCUUACGGACUCUUGCAGCAGCAUCGCCAUUGCUGGUGGCAG
Symbiodinium sp. CCMP2592 is the source of this 743-nucleotide messenger RNA. The record is from the annotation of a GenBank genome assembly. NCBI's taxonomy places the organism in Eukaryota, Dinophyceae, Suessiales, Symbiodiniaceae.